AUGGCAAUCACGAAAUGCGACGAUCGGUAUAAGCCCGGAAACUUGAAAGCCCCCAAAAUACAUCCCAAGUCGAAAGCGGCUACGAAGGUCAAGUGCAACAAGGAUGCGCAACCGAAACCGCAAGGAUGUGCCGAGGAGAAGUCCGGAAAUAAGGACAAGACUGUCCUGCUGGCUGAUAAGGCCAGGGAGGCAUCGAAGGCUGCCGAAACGAUACUCGCUGGCAAAAAGCAACUGCUGGACGCUCUCGAGAACAGUCUGUGCGGUAUAAAGAAGGUCCUUGGGGAGAUGAAGAAUUCGGCUGCCAGCAGUUCUUGUGCCGCAAAAUUGGUCAAGCGGAUUCGAAACACCGAAAAGAAAAACGUCGCUAACCUCAAAUCUCUAUAUGGACAGGUCCAAGUGAGUCUUGAGAAAAUUCGUAGCGUGGCAGAAAAUGCCCAACGGGAGGCGAUGGAGAAGCGAAAACUGCAACAAACAGCCAAGCGGCGAGUGCAGAUCCUGAAAAAGGGCAUGGAAGAGAUGCAGGCUGAUCUCGAAAGGACCAGGGCCAGCGCCAAGAAGGCAAACUGUGCUGCCAAACGUGCCAAAGAGCGAGUCCACACCAUUCAUACAAAGAAAGAUAUGCAAUCGCUGAGUAAAUUCCUCCAAAGACGAAGGAGGGGAAGUCAGACACAAACAGAAAUCGUAUUGCAUUGA
This is a messenger RNA of Drosophila obscura, 693 nucleotides long. RefSeq lists its product as uncharacterized. The coding region runs from base 1 to 693 and encodes 230 amino acids. The transcript has a single exon. NCBI's taxonomy places the organism in Eukaryota, Metazoa, Arthropoda, Insecta, Diptera, Drosophilidae. The record is from RefSeq and is a predicted model, not a curated record.